GCCAUAACUAGAGCUACAGCUACUGCUGCCCCUGUUACAUCUGCUCCUGUGAAUGCCGCUACGUCCUCUGUCAAUAAUACUUCGACCGCUCGGCUUUCCUCCCGCCACACCACGGCGAGCCAGACUGCCCACGCGGGAGCGCUCGUCCAGCUAGCAGCAGCAGCAGCACCACCACCACCACCACCAGCGCGUCAGCAAUUGGCGGAACCGAUAUCCGCCUCUACCAAUGACGCUAGAGCACCAUUGCAGCACAGACGGGAGGUAGUGGCGGCGGACGGGGCCAUGGCGAGGCUCUCAACAAGCGCGAGCUCAAACCGGCCGUCACUGGUCACAACGAAACAGCAGCUGCUGCUGACGCCAGCAUCUACCACGGGAAUUGGGCCGCUACAACGGGCAUACUCGGCUUCUCUCGCUCACGAGUCGCCCUCUACUGCUACCCGUUUUGCAAAGAAAUCUCCGGCCCCUUCAUUCCGCUCACGAGAAACUCCAUCUGAUAACAUCGACAUCGACGGUCCCUUUUCGGACGCCAUCGACCUAACCGAGGCCGACAACAACGAGGCUUCGAGCUCAGUUCUGGCCUUCGGGGACGACGUGACUGUUUGGCGCGACGACUAUGCUGAGCGACCGGAACCCCUCCCGCCAAAGCGGGGCAAGAAGAGGAAAAGCGAGGAGAUCGCAAAUACUCCAUCUAUCUCUGACGACGGCGACGAAGAUUUCCCGGAUAUUUGCGACUUGAUCGAAUCUGAACCACAAUCAUCCACCGGACCGUCAUUUUCUUCCCAGAACAGUAGAGCUCAGACUGCCCCGCCGCGAAAGGCUGCAGUACCUGGCUCUGCCCUUAAAGAGCGCACUGAAGCCUGCACAUCCAGCCGACUAUUGGCCACCAAACGUCUAGGCAGUGUCCCGCCCAUCGCUGUGCCAGCGACAGGCGCAUCUUGUCAUAGAUCUGCCCGAUCGCCGUCCCGCCAAAGUCCAGGUUCUGAUUUUUCAGCGUCUACACGUAAGCGAAAGUCGCUGUCAUCACCCAGUCGGCUUGGUAAUGCUUUUCAAGCCCAAUCGAAUAACUUGGAUGAGCCAAUCAAGACGAAAAAAAAGCCUAGACGAAGUGAAAUUGUCGCGGAUUCCGAGGACGAGAAUAGGUUUAUCACGCCGCUGACGCACAGAUCUACGGCACGCUCUCGAAUGAAUCCUGAUGAAGACGAGAUGUAUGAAGCUGCCCUUAUGGAAGCAGAGCUUGAUGAUCCGCGUCUUGUGAUCGAUACACCUUCAAUGUCACAGCCUGCUGCGACCCUAUCGACCACCAUCCGGGGAGCGAGCCAGCAUUCUCUGCCAGAUGACAAAGGCGAGGAGCAAGCUGCGGCCCUGACACCGAAAUCCCAACUGCCUUCGGGGGGCAGAGCUUCUCACGAACUUCAGAACCCCUCCAGCUCCGACGCCGAGCGAAAAAAGAACGUAUUAGGCUUAUUCUUGUCCAAACCGUCGGUAGUGGAAGCAAAGCUACUGCAUAUCAGCGACCAAGUUAAGAGGAACCAGGAAGAGUUCGUGGCAUGUCUUCGCGAUAAUGUUUCGAAAGAGGAACGAGAGCGGGUGCGAAGUGAGCGUAAUCCACUUCUACAGAAGCAAAAGGCCUUGAAAGAUGUCUUAUCGGAGCAGCAUACUCUCAAGGACCUGACAAAGGAGCGGGAGACGCUACUUGCCGACCUCGGUCGGGCAUAUGCAGAAGGUCUCGACACGGAGGAAGACGAAGUGCGACUUGAGAACCUGUCCAGCGAAGUUCAAGCCAAAGAGAAGCAAUUGAUAAGCAAGCUCAUUGCUGGCGGGGUUGAGGAUCUCGAUUUUCUCAAGGACCCCAAUGACCACAUGGUGGUCCCCGACUCUCCAGAGCCUGUUGUUAUGGCAACUCAACCCUCACGCAAGUCUGGACCCCCAAGUUUGUCAACUCGAGAAAGCACCCUUAUCCCCGGAUACAACUCCCAGGUUAUUCUGCAGACGCAGGCGCCGCAUGCGGACUGCCACUCAUCACGCAAAUCCGAGCGGAUAGACACAAUGCAACCGCCUUCCGCACCUUUCGUGCGGGACAACUGGUCUACAGCUUGGAAGCCCCAGAGCUAUGGUAGCUCACGACAUGUGCCUAAUAAUUCCUUCGCGAAUUCUGGAGGGGAAGUUCUCUUCGAUGACGACGAGAUGUUUUCGGAGCUAGACAAUCCUGCGAUGCCGCCGCUGCGACGAAAGAGUCUAGUCAAGGUGGCAAGGAUGGCUGUUCCUGACUACUUUGGCGAUGACAAUGACGACGCCGAUAUGCUCGCCGCUGCGGAGAACUUCGAGAGACAGCGAUCAACUUCUGUUUCUGCGACUGAUAAACGUCGAGCACGGUCGGUAUUAUCUGAGGCAUCGGGGAAUUCCGGCCGCGCAAUUAAACCUAGACCGGCGGCAAAGAGAGUCACAUCUUCGCAGCGGAAAGCUUCCAUACCGCCCGAGCUCAUGAAAUUUGCAUGGUCUGCAGAUGUUCGCCGUGCUCUAAAGGACCGCUUCAGGAUGUCAGGCUUCCGAACAAACCAGCUCGAGGCCAUCAACGCAACGCUUGAAGGCAAAGAUGCCUUCGUUCUCAUGCCCACAGGAGGCGGGAAGUCCCUCUGCUAUCAACUUCCAGCCGUGAUUACCAGUGGCAAAACUCACGGCGUCAGCAUAGUCAUAUCGCCUCUUCUGAGUCUCAUGCACGACCAAGUUAAUCAUCUAGAGGCCCUCAAUGUCAUGGCCAAGGAAUUUAACGGAGAGAUCGGUGCAGAAAAACGUCGGCAUAUUCUCGAUACUUUCGCCUCAAAGGAUGAUCCCGAAAUGGUUAUCCAGCUCCUCUACGUAACGCCCGAAAUGAUGAACAAGAGUCAGCCUUUCAUUGACGCGCUAAAGAUGCUAUAUCAGAAGAAAAAGCUGGCUCGUAUCAUCAUCGACGAAGCUCACUGCCUGAGCCAAUGGGGUCACGAUUUCCGCCCGGAUUACAAGGCCCUGGGCAAAGUCCGUCGUCAGUUUCCAGGCGUCCCGGUGAUGGCCCUGACAGCAACAGCCACCAAGAGCGUCAUUCUCGACGUCAAGCAUAAUCUCGGCAUGAAUGACUGCCAGGUCUUCUCGCAGAGCUUCAACCGGCCCAACAUAUUCUACGAAGUCAGGUUGAAGGAGACGAAUAUCAUAGAUCGUAUUGGUGAGAUGAUCAACGAUAAGUAUGACGGGCAGACGGGCAUUGUAUAUACUCUCUCACGUCGGUCGGCCGAAUCUAUCGCGGACAAACUCAGAGAGAAGCAUGGCAUCAAGGCACACCACUACCACGCAUCAAUCCCCUCAAGCCAGAAAUCUCAGGUCCAGAAAGACUGGCAGUCAGGCAAAAUUAAAGUAGUGGUUGCCACUAUUGCCUUUGGAAUGGGCAUCGACAAGCCGGACGUGCGCUUCGUUAUCCAUUCACACAUGCCUAAGAGUCUCGAGGGCUACUACCAGGAAACUGGACGGGCAGGCCGAGACGGGAAAAAUUCCGACUGCUACCUCUUUUUCACCUACGGAGACAUUCAGAACCUUCGGAGAAUGAUCGACAAAGGUGAAGGGUAUCAGGCGCAGAAGGAAAGGCAAUUCGACAUGCUCAACCGUGUUGUAGCGUUCUGCGAGAAUCAACAUGCAUGCCGGCGAGUCGAGAUAUUGCAGUACUUUGGCGAAUCAUUCAACCCUGCCAAUUGCAACGGCGCCUGCGACAACUGUCGGAGCGGCAGAAUUAAUAUAUCUGCCGAGUUACAGGACUACACCGAAAUCGCCGUGGCGGCAUUGAAGAUAGUCCGGUCCAAGGGGCCCCUAACGCUGGGUAAACUGGUCGAGAUCAUGACGGGAAAGCGCGUCAAAGAGAAUAACUCAAUCGAACAUUUUGGGAUUGCCAAAAAGAUGAAGUCUCACGAAGUACAGCGGAUCAUCCUGACGCUCGUCUCUCUAGGGGCUUUGGGUGAAGAAAACAGAGUGAAUUCGAGGGUCAACAUCUCUAAUACCUAUUAUAACAUUGGCCCCAAGGCGUGGGACUACCUUAGAGGCAAGCAGAAGUUCAAGAUCGCAGUACCAAAUAGUGACGGAUCGAGCUGGCUUAGGGUGCGGGCUCGGGCGGAUCUUUUGGGCAGCUCAGAACCUUCGGGCUUUGCUGGGCUCGCACGAUCGCAGAGGCCGCCUCCGUCCACAAACGUCUCGUCGCCCCUUCCUGCUGCCUCCAAGAAACGCAAAAUCAAACCCAGCGUACCGGCUGUCUCGGCAAUUGACGAGCAUGAAAGCGACAUGGAGACCAGAGGCAAUGGGCCGAAUAUCAACGGGUUUGAGAAGGACGAGUUUUCAGACAUUGACGAGGAUGCCUUCGAGCCGGUGCCUGCCCAUCGCCGCCUUGGCGCUCAGCGACAACCGACGCUGGAUGAGCUUGGACCUCCCAUAUCUCGAGAUUCGCGCCUUGAAGGGGCCAGCCUUGAUGAGAUCCACAAGGAAUGCAUUCGGUCUUUCGUGGAACACGCCACAGAAUUGGAGGAAGACCUUCGCAAUAAAAACAACAUCCGCAGGGCCAUCUUUACAGAGCAGCAAUACCGCGAAAUGGCGAUUCGCUGGACGACAACAGUUGGGAAAAUGUACACCAUCCGCGGCAUGGAUAGAGCAAAGGUCGAUAGGUUCGGCGCCAAGUUUGCCAGCCUGGUGAAACAAUUUCAUACCCAAUAUCUAGCGAUGAUGGCGAACAACACAAAUGCACCCACCGUAACACGCACCGUUUCGGGGAACCACGAUGUCGUCGACCUCAUCACAGACGAAGAAGAUAGCUCGGGUGAUGAAGACGGAGGAGAGGACCUCGAGCUCUCUAGAUAUUUUGGCGACACUGUUACGGCAGUAAUGUCGACACCGGCGGUUGUCACUUCAUAUGGCCAAACAGAAGAGUCUCGCCGGUGGAACGAGGAGUUUAACUCACUUAGCACACAACCGUCUAGGGCAGCCUUCACAGUGGGCAGCACCAAAGCUUCCGGCUCCGGGUGGAAGAUGUCAAAUAAGCCGUCCAAGAAAGUGUACAAGCGCAAAGGGGGGGAAGGCUAUACCCGGGCUCCGUCUGUGGUCGGCGUUUCGAAGCGCAAGGCAUCGGGAUCCAAACGGUCUUCGAGCAUUGGUGGAGGUGGCCCGGCAAGGGGCAGACCAGCAUCUGGAAAGGCUGGCACUAGGAGAUCCUCCGCGGGCAGCAGCGGUAUCUCUAUGAUGCCUAUCUAGAUGAAAUGGGAAGAAAGGAGAGGAUGAAUGACGAUUGUUAAAAGCCCGGUACUCUCUUGCUUUGCUUGCGUGUGUGAUUGGCAACAACGCGAGUUUUUGUCAUUCAUCACGGCCUGAAGCAAGAAAUUGGAGAACUCAUUGAUACGCCCCUCCCCCCAAAACUCAACGCGCAUCGUCUGGGUGGGGGGGCAACUGUGUCCGGGGAACGGACUUUGAUUUAGCGACUUGUUUAGCAUAGCCCAGGCAUGUAGGCGCGAUGCGUGUUAUAUGCAUGCCUAUGACGGCAUGAAAUGGGGAUUUAAUUUUACUCACGGAUUUUAUGAAC
This is a messenger RNA of Lasiosphaeria miniovina, 5581 nucleotides long. RefSeq lists its product as uncharacterized. The record is from RefSeq and is a predicted model, not a curated record. Gene Ontology annotation, biological process: DNA replication; double-strand break repair via homologous recombination. Lineage: Eukaryota; Fungi; Ascomycota; Sordariomycetes; Sordariales; Lasiosphaeriaceae. The transcript has 2 exons. Gene Ontology annotation, molecular function: four-way junction helicase activity; nucleic acid binding; 3'-5' DNA helicase activity. Gene Ontology annotation, cellular component: cytoplasm; chromosome; nucleus. Bases 283 to 5256 code for a protein of 1657 amino acids.